Molecule: messenger RNA, 1562 nt
Organism: Drosophila kikkawai
Lineage: Eukaryota; Metazoa; Arthropoda; Insecta; Diptera; Drosophilidae
Source: RefSeq, a predicted model, not a curated record
CUCAAGUGAACACCAUGGUGGAACAGGGCAAAGAGCAAGAGACCAAGGACUUCCAUCCGGCGCCCGUUUGGCUAGAUGCAUCCUAUCUAGAGCCCCUGCUGAGAGAUUUGAAGAAGGAUCCCGGCCUGAGAAUCACCGGGCUAGAGAUCAAGCCCGCCACCGCCAAGGGUGAUAACUAUGCCAGUGUUAUGACCCGCGUCAAGGUUCUCUUCCUGCGAUCGUCGUCCAAAACUCCGGAAAUUGAAUUCUAUAUUGUGAAGACCACGUACGAGAAUGAUCCGUUUGCCUCAGGCAUAUUCUCCAAGUACCAGGUCAGCACCACGGAGAUGCUGAUGUACGAGAAGGUGCUGCCCCAGUUGAACGCCCUCAUCGAAGAGACGCGCCAGCCGGAGAAGCUCUUCGCCACCACUUUGCAUGUGGACUACGAGCACGAGGCCAUCAUUUUCGAAGAUCUGGCUGUGAGCAAGCAUGUGCUAGCCGAUCGCCUCAUAGGAUUCGAUCUAAAACACACCCGCUUGGGACUCCGAAAACUGGCCAAAAUGCAUGCGGCCGCCGCUGUCCUAAAUGAACGAAAGCCCGGUAUACUGACCAAGUUCGAUCGUGGCAUUUUUAACCGUCACACGAAAGGCUUUGCACCCUUCUUCGAAAAUAUGUGUGAUGUGGCAGCAGACUUUGCAGCCACAUGUCCCGAGCUGGGAGAUCACUACGCCCUGAAGCUGAGGGAGGUGCGAAAGCGAGUGAUGGAGUACUCCACGCGGGUCUACGAUCCUCAGCCGGGUGAGUUCAACACCCUGGUGCACGGCGAUUAUUGGGUAAACAACGUGAUGAUGCGCUACGGAGAGAGGAAGGAACCCCUGGACAUGAUCCUCAUCGACUUUCAGUUCUGCAGUUGGUCCUCACCAGCAGUGGACCUGCACUACUAUUUCAAUACCUCGGUGCAAAGCGCCAUUCGGUUUGAGCGACAGGAGGAGCUGAUUCAGUAUUACCACACCGUGCUGGUGGAGACGCUGGAGGAUCUCAAAUUUGUCGGAUACACGCCCACCCUGCGACAGCUGGUCUUGCAGCUGGAAAAGGGUCGAUUUUUCGCCGUCACCGUAUCCCUGGUCUGCCAGGCCAUUUUGACGAACGACCAGACAGAAGACGCCGAUUUCAAUGCCUUGAUGAAGGACGAUGAGCGAGGAAGGAACUUUAGGAAAGUGUUGUAUGCCAACAAGAGGCUGCAGGAGAAUCUGAAACACAUGCUGCCACGCUUCGACAGGAGUGGUCUUCUAGAUGUCAUCGACUGAAAGGAAGUUAUCAAUUAUACUUAAACUAUAUAUGGAAUAAUUGUUUUAUAUGGUUUCGUAAAAUUUAAGAGUAAGUUUAUUGAAAUGUCUACUUGUUGUUUAAUGAAUUUUAAGAAAAUAAUGUUUACUACAACUUAAACUUAAUAACAAAAAGUUUUUAAUAUUUCAUAAAACUCUUAUGAUCAAAUUAGGUAAGCAUAGAGUCACAAAAGUGAAAAUUUUCGAGCAAAUAUAUUUAAUUGUUAAAUAUUAAAUUUUCUCAACCGUCUCACUUAA